Schistosoma margrebowiei is the source of this 592-nucleotide messenger RNA. The record is from the annotation of a GenBank genome assembly. NCBI's taxonomy places the organism in Eukaryota, Metazoa, Platyhelminthes, Trematoda, Strigeidida, Schistosomatidae.
CUUUAAUUGCACUGAUAGUUAAAAUUGAACUGAAUGAUAUAAAUUUCAUUGGUGUUUAUCAUCUAAGGUCAGAGACAUUAAUAAUAAAUAGGCGAAAAAAUAUUCAUCUGUGAAAAAUUUAUACUUCAGAAAAAAUCAUAAUAUGACCGCUGUUACCCAAUCUCAAGUAGAUCAUUUGAUUACUGAAUUAGUACCGCAUGUGGACACAGAAGCACAUCAGGAAGAACUAGGCUUAAAAGUGUAUGAAUGCUUUCUGAAGGCUAAACCAGAAUAUAUUUGUAAAUUUUCAAGACUUCAAGGACUUGAUGUUAGUAAUUUUGCACAAUCAGAAGGGCUCAAGUACUAUGCAAGAACUUUUGUUGGGGCUCUUGUGCCGAUAAUUAAAGCUGCAGCAAAUAAGUGUGAAUUAGAUAAACUUUGCAUGGAUGAAGCUUAUAUGCACAGAAAUCGUCAAGUUAACGAACAAAUAUUUCUAGAUUCACUGCCAAUAUUCAUUGAAUUUUUUAACAAUUACAUCAAUGAUGAACAAAAUAAAGAAACAAUGAGUAAAAUAUUGACUUAUGUCUUCAAAACAAUCGGUUCUCAAAUUUAA